UAAUCUUCCCCACUGCUGUGGAGCUGUAGAUGGAAAGCAUAUUCGCAUCCAAAAACCUAAGGACAGCGGUGGUAUUUAUUACAACUACAAAGGAUACCACUCAAUUGUGCUAAUGGGCAUUUGUGAUGCAGAAUGCAACUUCAAUUAUGUUUCGAUUGGCUCGUAUGGAUCACAAAGUGAUAGCAAUGUUUUUAUGUGGUCACAGAUUGGAUUGGCACUUGAAAAUGAUGACGUCUUAUGGCCAUCUCCAGAGAAUCUGCCUAAUUCUGAUAUUGAAUUUGGCUAUUUCUUGGUUGGCGAUGCUGCAUUUCCUCUUAAUCCACACUUCUUGAAGCCUUAUCCUGGAAGAAUGUUGCCACCUGAUAAACAGCAUUUCAACGACCGAUUGGGAACUGCCAGAAAUACAAUAGAGCGAACUUUUGGCAUACUUGCUAAUCGUUUUAGGAUCCUGAGAGGCGAAAUUCAAGCUCAUCCAAAAAAUGCUGAGUUGAUUGUGCAAGCAUGUGUUACUCUGCAUAAUUACAUUAAAAAAACGGCAGACAGUGAAACUCCAUUAGCCAAUCCCGAUUCGCAUUUGGAUACCUUGGAUUCAAAUCCAUCAAUUUUGCGAGGAAGAAGCCGAAGAAAUGUAUUAGAAAUACGAGAUACUUACAAUGAUUAUUUAUAUUCCCAUCGUGUGUGAGGAUGUGAGGAGUGCUAAUUUAUUAAUUAAAA
Messenger RNA from Phlebotomus argentipes, 714 nucleotides. RefSeq lists its product as uncharacterized. The coding region runs from base 113 to 682 and encodes 189 amino acids. Lineage: Eukaryota; Metazoa; Arthropoda; Insecta; Diptera; Psychodidae. The record is from RefSeq and is a predicted model, not a curated record. The transcript is spliced from 2 exons.